AUACGCUGCGGGUAUAUCUGUAUCUUAACUUCAGUACUGAUUCGAUGCGUGGCGAGUGCUAAAGUGUCUGCUCCGUGGUAUGUCGAGCUUUGUGUCUGUGUGGCCCAUCGUUUGCGAUUUAUAAUUAAAUCACUGUAACAGGACAUCACACAAAAACCAGGCAGAGAACGAGAAAAAGUCCAAGCUUAAGCCCCCACCACCACCAAACUACAGUGCAGUGGCUGUCCACUUGGCUGCCAAAAGCAAAAUCACUUUUAUUGACAUUCAUCUUUGUCGCCUGUCGCCUGCCGCAGUGUUGCAGUGUCGGUGUCGGUUUCGGUGCCGUGCCGCUGUUCGUUGUGUCCCUAUCGUGGCACCCGUCGUUGUUCCCUUUCCUGUUAUCCUGUCCGUUCCCUCCGCGACGUGAAACCCUCCCUCCCGGUACAUCGUGUGUCGCGUGCUGCAAGUGCGUGGGUUUAGCCAAAUAUCCGGAUAAAGCGGUACACACACCGCGUGCGGAGAGAGAGAGAGAGAGAGAGAGCAGAGACACGCGUGUUGCUUUUGAUUUUUCGGUUAACGGCACAAAAAUUGGGUCUCGCUAAGAGUCGCACACACACACACACACACACACACACACACACACACACGACAAACGAAAAAAGAAUAACGGGUACACAUCUGCCAGGCAGCAAGGCAGGCAGCCAGCCAGCAUCCUCGUGGAAUCGGUGGAAUCCUCGCUGCUGUUCCGUUACAUGCAUUUGUAUUUGUGUGUGUGUGUGUGUGUGUGUAGCAGGGGGGAGCCGAAUCGUGUUUAAUGCAUUUGGCCCCCUCUCGACCAUCUCUUGGCCCUUGGCCUAAGCAAUUCAGAAAUAUGUAAAUUAUGUAAAAUUCGAUUGGAAUUUUUGUCAACGCGCACGCCGAACAUCAACAGCCAACAACCAACAACCAACAACCACAUGAACAUCAUUGCCAGCAGCAACAACAGAGAGAAUAGCGAGAAGAAGAAGCAGAAGCAGGCAACAAUAACGCGAAAUAGCAGCAGCAGCAACAGAGAAUAGAAGGAGCAUCAAAACAAGCAGAGCAACAACAACAACGCAAAGAAGAGCAACAACAAGGCAAGGGAAGAGUAACUGUAAUAGCAGAUUUAAAGAAUUUAAAAGAAAGGAUUCCCCACAGUACCAGCACCAGUACCAUUACCAGUCCCAGCACACAAAAAGAGGCAGGACUAACUUUCCUUUAUGCCAGGCAGCAAAUUAAAAGAAAAGAACUGAACACAAAACUCAAAAGAGGAGAAGGAGAAGGAGCUACAGCAAGAGCAAAAUCAAUAAGAUACGGAGGAGAGAAGAGUCGUGCAGAGAUCUUCUUUCUGCUUUCUGUUUUCUGCUUUGGUUGUGGCAAGUGUAGCCAAAGUGCUGAGUAAUGUGGAGUAAUGGAGACCUUUUUGCUGGCGGCGGCAACAUGAUGUGAAACAUGGCAAUCGAAUCAGCCAAAGCCAUUUAGGGUCAUCAAUUGGCAGGGUCGCCGAGGACACGCAGAGAACGCAGAACGCAGCGGGCUGUGAAGAGAAAGCCGCCCAGAGAGAGAGAGAGACGGCAAAAGGGUAGCCAAAUGCACAGCAUGGAGCAACGAAGGAGCAGCACGACGACCACGAUGUGUCUACCAGUUUGGUGUUUGUUGAUGCUCUGUUUGGUGGCUUGGACUUAUGCCGAUGACUGGUCCUUGAGCUGCGCUUCGAACUGCACCUGCAAGUGGACGAAUGGCAAGAAGUCGGCCAUCUGCAGCUCCCUGCAGCUGACCAGCAUACCGAGCACUUUGAGCACGGAGCUGCAGGUGCUCGUGCUGAAUGACAACCACAUACCAUACCUGAACCGGGAGGAGUUCUCGGCUUUGGGGCUGCUCAAUCUGCAGCGCAUUUACCUGAAGAAAUCCGAGCUGCAGUACAUCCACAAGGAGUCGUUUCGCAGCUUGAAGAUCCUCGUGGAGAUCGAUCUGUCGGACAACCGACUGGAGAUGCUCGACAAGGACACGUUCAUGGGCAACGAUCGCCUGCGGAUACUCUACCUGAAUGGCAAUCCGCUGAAGCGCCUCGCCGCCUACCAGUUCCCCAUUCUGCCCCAUCUGCGCACCCUGGACAUGCACGACUGCCUCAUCUCGUACAUCGAUCCCAUGUCGCUGGCCAAUCUCAAUCUGCUGGAGUUCCUCAACCUCAAGAACAACCUGCUGGAGAGCCUCAGCGAGUAUGUGUUCCAGCACAUGGCCAACCUGAAGACUCUCUCCCUCGAGGAGAAUCCCUGGCAGUGCAACUGCAAGCUGCGGAAGUUCCGCUCCUGGUACGUGGCCAGCCGCCUCAGCUCCGUGAGUCUCGUGUGCAAGGGUCCGCCUGCGCAGAAGGAUCGCACCUGGGACAGCGUCGACGAUGAGCUCUUCGGCUGUCCGCCCCGCGUCGAGAUCUUCAACAACGAGGAAGUGCAGAACAUUGACAUUGGCAGCAACACGACCUUCAGCUGCCUGGUGUACGGCGAUCCACUGCCGGACGUCGCCUGGGAGCUCAACGGCAAGAUACUGGACAACGACAAUGUGCUCUUCGACACGGAGAGCAUUGCCUCGGACAAACUGUGGAGCAACCUGACCGUCUUCAAUGUGACCAGCCUGGAUGCGGGCACGUACGCCUGCACGGGCGCCAAUCCCAUCGGGAGCAUGACCCAGAACAUCAGCAUCUACCUCAGCGAGAUUGUGCAGCAUGUGCUGGUGAAGACGCCAGAGACCUUCUGGUACUUUGGCCUCAUCAUGGGCAUCUUUGGCACCGUCUUCCUGCUCAUUGCCAUCUCGUUUGUGGUGUGCCUCUGCAAGCGCACCACCCGCCAGCAUCGCCAUACCAGCAAGGCGGGCGUCAAGUCCAGCGUCAGCUUCAAUGACCAGGAGAAGAAGCUCCUGGACUCGAGUGUCACCACCACCACGAAUGAUCGUGGCGACAGCUACGGCAUCGACAACAAUCCGAACUCGAUCAGCAUCAACAAAGCGGACUCGGCCGGUCUGAGCUUCAACCAGAUCGAGAUCCAUGCCGUGGAGAACCAUCGCUCUGGCCUGGGCCAUGGCACAAUGUUGGUGCACCAGCAGCAGCAGGGGCCGCAUCAACAGGGGCAGCAUCAGCAGCAGGGACAGGGUCAGAACGUGGCACAGCAUAUGCGGCAGCAGCUGAUGACCGUGAAGGAUCCCACAUGCGGAAUGAUGACCGUGCCCACGUCUAUGGCCGGGCACACACACAGCCACACGCAUCCCGGUCAGAUCUCCGAGGAGUUUCCCCUCAAUGUGGGCGUCUUUCCACCGCCACCCGAGUUCUGCUCAAACAUUGUGCCGAAUCCGGCCUUUGGGGGCAACAUCUUCAUUCGCGUCUCCGUCACGCAGGACAUGCUCGACGGCGCGGAUCUCAACAUGUAUCCGGAUCUGCUGAACAUCCCCAAGCGGAUGCAGGACGUCCAGUGCAGCGACGGGGGAGCUGGCACUGUGAGCGUGCCCGAGGGCCAGUUCGCCACGCUGCCACGGCACACCACGCGACGUGGCAUCCUCAAGAAGGAUUCCUCACUGCAGCAGCAGCAGCAGCAGAACCAUCACCAGCAACAGCAGCAGCAAGGCGCCACCACUGGCCUGUAUCCGCACGAUGAGAUCGUGACCUACAACCUGGAUGCCAGCGGAUAUGUGGACUCGCAUAGCCACCAGACGACCUACCACUGCGUGGGCAAUGGCCAGAGUAAUCCCAUGGAGCUGCCACCGCCUCCCCCACCGCCCGCCGUGACGGCUGUGGUGCAGUGCCACCACCCCAACUCCAGUGCCAGCGUCAUGCCACCCGUCUCCGCCGCCAGCUGCGUCAGCUGCAUCAACAACGGCCCGCCACAGCCCUCAGCCUGCCAGACGCCACCCAUCGAUGUGACGCCGCUGCGGCCACUCUGUGGCAAGAGUGGAGGCGGCGGCGUCGAUAGUUCCGCGUACCCCAAGUACGACAACAUGGGACGCCGCAUCACGGCCAGCGGAGGCCUGGGCAACUCCACGCUCUCGCUGCCCGACGACGAGGAGCAGUACGAGAACGAGACGCUCUUCAACGAGAACCAGAACCAGUCCGAGCAGCAGUCCGUCGGCGGAGAGCAGUCGCAGUCGGAUCAUCAUCAGCAGCAGCACCAGACAGAGUCCGGCCAGGGCCAGGACAAGGACAGAGGAGAGUUUGUGUCGCUAUAGUAUUAUGGAACGCAGGUGUAA
Drosophila guanche is the source of this 4230-nucleotide messenger RNA. RefSeq lists its product as uncharacterized. Lineage: Eukaryota; Metazoa; Arthropoda; Insecta; Diptera; Drosophilidae. The record is from RefSeq and is a predicted model, not a curated record. Gene Ontology annotation, molecular function: protein binding. The transcript is spliced from 3 exons.